AGAACAGUUAAGCCGCUGUACCUGUUCUACAUCAGAGCAAAAAGAGCGUCUUUCCUGGGGCGAAGUGAAAAACACUCCCACCCAUUUGGGUUUCGCCGUUCGUUCUGUGUAUUGGAGGCUCCAGGGCUGCUGGGGAGGAGCGAGGCUCGUCUUUAUCAGUAAGACAGCGCCGCUGCUCGAGCUCUACACUGACCGUCUGCCGCGCGCAAUCACCGCUUGAUCGGAACCCGCGCGGAGUCUCUCCGUUAUCUCGCCGUGCUCCACUGCAGCAGAAGGGCAAGAGGAACUCCCGAGAGGAUCACUCAUUACAUCUUCGCUGACCCUUCCUGGGAGAAAAACACGGACUUAACUGGCACCUGUCCUGGGAGAUACUUAGUCGAAGACCUUUGCGUGUAACUCAGUGGAAGACAGAAGUUUUAGCCGUCUGUACCGUUGAACGUUUGUAACCUUGGAACUCGUGCUGUUCGGUGAUGAUGGGACCGUGGCUCGUCUCCAUCGCCCUCUGCGUACACCUCGCUGUCCCGCAUCUCGACAAAGCAGCAGAUGGUGAGGAUCCGACUUCAGCAGGACCCUGCCAUCCAAACCCUUGUCACAAUGGAGGCACCUGUGAAAUCAGUGAAACGUUCAGGGGCGACACAUUCAUUGGAUAUGUCUGCAAGUGCCCAUCAGGCUUCAACGGAAUCCACUGCCAACACAAUGUUAAUGAAUGCGAAAGAAGCCCCUGUAGAAAUGGGGGGAUCUGCACAGAUCUGGUUGCGAACUAUUCCUGUGAAUGCCCAGGGGAAUAUAUGGGAAGAAACUGCCAGUACAAAUGUUCCGGUCCGCUGGGCAUGGAGGGUGGAAUCAUCUCCAACCAGCAGAUAACGGCCUCCUCCACUCACCGAGCGCUCUUCGGCCUCCAGAAAUGGUACCCUUACUUUGCCCGGCUGAAUAAGAAGGGUCUUGUGAACGCCUGGACCGCAGCCGAGAAUGACAGAUGGCCCUGGAUUCAGGUAACAGAUUAUAUCACCGCUCCUAUCGAGGCUCAGUAUGUGAGGAUCUACCCGCAGGUGUGCAGGAGACACUGCACUCUUCGCAUGGAGCUCCUGGGUUGUGAGCUCACGGGGUGUUCGGAGCCAAUGGGCAUGAAGUCUGGCCACAUUCAGGACUACCAAAUCACAGCCUCCAGCAUCUUCAGAACUCUUAACAUGGACAUGUUCACCUGGGAACCUGGGAAAGCAAGACUGGAUAAACAAGGGAAGGUCAAUGCCUGGACGUCUGGACACAGUGACCAGUCCCAGUGGCUGCAGGUUGACAUGCUUCGGCCAACAAAAAUCACAGGCGUCAUUACCCAGGGGGCUAAAGACUUUGGACAUGUUCAGUUUGUCGGCUCCUACAAGCUGGCUUACAGCAAUACUGGCGAGAGAUGGCUUAUAUAUCAAGACGUAAAACAGAAGAAAGACAAGGUCUUUCAAGGAAAUUUUGAUAAUGACACCCACAGAAAGAAUGUGAUAGAUCCUCCCAUCUAUGCCAGAUUCAUCCGAAUUCUUCCAUGGUCGUGGUACGGAAGAAUCACUUUGCGUGCAGAGUUACUAGGAUGCACGGAGGAAGAGUGAAUACCCAUAUUCUUUCAUCCAUAUUCAAUAUAAACUGUGCUUAAACAUGUAAAAUUAAAAUUGGUUUCAUCUGAAUUUUCCAUUUUUAUAAUAUUAUGAUUUGUUUUUGUUUUUUUUCCUAAAGAGGAUCGGUUUAGUCAUCUAUAAUGCCCUGCUUGUUUGUCCUUUUUAUGGUCUGUGCCAUUUGUUGAAUUAUUUAAUUCAAUUUUUUUUUUAAGAGCUAAAUGGAGCAUGGGGUUUAUUUCACUGUGGUUUACGCAGUGGAACAAUAGCCACUGUACAGUGUCACUUUAAACCAGAACAAAAUGACAUGCAAUGCUUUUUGGGCCAUAAUCAAACACAUAACAGAAAAGACUAACAUUAACAUGUAAAAUAUCUUUCUACUUUAAUUUUAACAGCAGGCCUGACUGAAGUUAUAUCUCAGCUGACACUGACAUUGUUGUGUAGACAAUAAAUAUGAUGGUAUUGUAUUAUAUGUAAAAUGCUAAAUAACUGCAUGAUGCAAAAGUGAAUAGAAGUAUAAGACAACAAGAUGUAUAAGUUCAAAUUAAAGCAUUUCGUAGAUCAUUUUUAUCAAUCAUUUCAAAUUUGUAUGAUCUGUUUUCCUGUACUUUUCUAAAGACACUGUUACAUGUCCCAUAAUGUAAUGACAUGCCAUAAUAAAAGCAACACUACAGUACUGGAAGCACCUAUUACAGACUAAUCUUAACUAAUUUCACACACAUAGACAACUGCUGGAAAGUUAUGAAGGUAAAGGUACAUUUACUUACAGGUUAUGUAGGCAGUCAAAAUAUAAAUUUGUCAAGAAAAUAAUGUCAUUGGAAAUUAAUCAUUUAGAGGUAUUUGAUGUAUAAAUUAUUGUUUGUUUAACUUCCAGAUGUCUCAGUUUUUCAGGCUGUUUACCUGUACUACUGUAUUUUUUUUUCUUGAUUGUAAAAUCCUCAGGAUAGAUGUCAUCUUUUUUUAGUACUUACAAUCUUACGAUUAAAA
Messenger RNA from Sinocyclocheilus rhinocerous, 2585 nucleotides. RefSeq names its product EGF-like repeat and discoidin I-like domain-containing protein 3. Lineage: Eukaryota; Metazoa; Chordata; Actinopteri; Cypriniformes; Cyprinidae. Gene Ontology annotation, cellular component: plasma membrane. The coding region runs from base 471 to 1595 and encodes 374 amino acids. Gene Ontology annotation, molecular function: calcium ion binding; signaling receptor activity. The record is from RefSeq and is a predicted model, not a curated record. The transcript is spliced from 9 exons.